Messenger RNA from Fomitopsis serialis, 1658 nucleotides. RefSeq lists its product as uncharacterized. NCBI's taxonomy places the organism in Eukaryota, Fungi, Basidiomycota, Agaricomycetes, Polyporales, Fomitopsidaceae. Gene Ontology annotation, molecular function: 2-oxoglutarate-dependent dioxygenase activity. The record is from RefSeq and is a predicted model, not a curated record. Bases 257 to 1603 code for a protein of 448 amino acids. The transcript has 5 exons.
GCGCUGUCCUCCCAGACCCGACAGUGCAUUGAGGAGCUGCACACCAGCGGAAGACAUCGGUGGGCGCUUGCUGAUCUCGGCCGCUGUUGGGAUGCUCCUCGACGCUUGGACACUCCGAGGCGAGACUUUGUGCCACUCCUUCGCCUCCCGUGUCUGCAGGUCAUCCACACCGACUGCCCUCUUCCCCCUCGUCUUCAUCGUGUUUCUCAUCGGUGCGCAGUAGGCCAGACGCACACCAUAUCUUAGCGUCGUGAUCAUGUCAGAUGCGUGGGCACAACCCUUCGUCCGCGAGCUUCUAUUCCGGCUGCGCGAUCGCCACGUCCUUCAAGAUGUAGCCCGCCUAGAGAUGGAUGCCGUACAAGCUGCCUUGGAACUGCUCGAUGAAGCGAAGUGGGACGAGCCGACGUCAAGCCAACUGGACACAGUCAUCCAUCGGGCGUAUGAAGAGAUGCGGACAUCACCCCGCUCAGACGCACUAAGUUGGCGGAUGCUCUACACGGACGCGUGCAUUUUUCGCUCUUUGGGCGACGUCCUUCAGCUGGGGCUUGCGAAAGACUGUAUUCAGGCUAUGUCGUGCAUCUCCAGGUUAGACCAUGCUAUCGUCAUCGCUGGCGCUCCUGGGGAAGACCGGCGGAACAUCAUCCUUGACCUGAUCCUUGGGAUUCAACACCACGCAAUGGGUUGUCUUGGGCGGACACGCGGUGUGGACCGCCCGCUGGGCAAAAUUGGUGUAACUUCGACUUCUGUAUCCAGAACAUUGCAUUCGGCCCUUCACCAGGUCCCCUAUCUGGAUAGCCCGCCAUCUCUGCUGGCUUUCGUACGUCAGUACUCGCAACGACCUUUUGUUAUCCCGGGCUAUAUCACCGAUUGGCCUGCUCUGAAUGAGCAUCCGUGGAGGUCACUUGACUACCUGCGAUCGAUAGCUGGCCCAGGGAGAGUCGUACCAGUGGAGAUAGGCGACGACUAUCGCGAUGACGACUGGACGCAGAAGAUGAUGCUUUGGAACGAUUUCUUGGACGCCCUCGAGCCCCAUGCGCAACAAACACCGGAGAAACGCAAACUCUAUCUUGCACAACACAAUUUGUUUCUGCAGUUUCCCAAACUACGCGACGACGUCGUAAUCCCCGACUACGCAUACGCUUCCUUACCGACACCGAAGGAAUUCCCGGACUAUGCUCCGCCGGCCAAUGAGGAGCAGCUUGUUCUCAAUGUCUGGUUAGGGCCAGCUCGUAUGACAUCGCCUGCCCACACUGACCCGUUCUUCAAUCUCUACGCCCAAGUCGUAGGUCACAAAACAGUCUGGCUGGCGCCUCCAGAAGCAACCCCGGCCAUGUAUCCUUAUCCUCCUCCGAAUGGCGAUGCAAGCGAUCAUACUCACAACCCUGCCGCAAAUACUACCAACCCAUGUAUGAGCAAUACGUCGACGGUCGAUGUCUUUGCACAACGUGGGAAUCAGAAAGACAUGCCGGCGUUCUGGGAAGAAGCAGUUCCGCGCGCGAUGAGUGUGACACUCAAGCCGGGCGAUUUGCUGUUCUUCCCGCCAGGCUGGUGGCAUGCCAUGCGCAGUGAAAGUACUAGCUUUUCGGUGUCAAUGUGGUUCUAGUAUCUACUCUGACCACGUAUUAUAACAAAGAAGUCAUCCUUGAGAUCACUGUGGC